GUUCUGCUCACAUAGUAACUGGGACGAUGAAGACGAAGUUCAAACUUCACCACUACCACAUUUGCUUUCUGCGAAUUCAAUUAUCAUCUUAAGGACGUUUAUUAAAUCCUUGAAAUAGAAAAUCCCGUUAAUUUUAGCGUGGUUUAAUUUGAGCACCUUCUGUGGAGAGUCAAAGCAAAGCAGAAAGUGAAAGGAAACGUGUAUCCUAAAGUGGACUCAAAGAACCGCUAAAAAGGAUUGUUUGUAUAUUAAAGAAUCAUGUCAAACUUAGACAAUGCUGUUAUGGUCCGCGAUGACCAGGGAAAUCCCUUUAUUUUAGUUCGCGAUCAGGAGAAGAAGAAAAGAUUGCACGGGAUUGAUGCCGUCAAAAGUCACAUCCUUGCUACCAAAACUGUUGCCAAUAUUGUCCGUACAUCUUUGGGACCUCGUGGUUUGGAUAAAAUUUUGAUUUCCCCGGAUGGAGAUAUUACAGUCACGAACGAUGGUGCUACUAUUUUGGACCAAAUGGAAGUUGAGCACCAAAUCGCCAAGUUAUUGGUUCAGUUAUCAAAAUCUCAGGAUAACGAAAUCGGUGACGGUACCACUGGUGUUGUAGUGUUGGCUGGUGCCUUGUUAGAGCAAGCUGAGGUUCUUAUUGACAAAGGUAUUCAUCCUAUUCGAAUUGCUGAUGGAUUCGAAAGAGCUUGCCAACAUUCUGUUAAGCAUUUGGAUUCAAUAUCCGACGUUGUUAACUUUGAUAAAUUGGAUACCACAAAUUUGUUCCGUGCUGCAAAGACUAGUUUAGGAAGUAAAGUGAUAUCGAAAGCCCACGAUCACUUUGCCAGAAUUGCCGUCGAUGCGGUCCUUUCUGUUGCUGAUUUUGAGCGUAAAGAUGUGGAUUUUGAGUUGAUUAAAGUAGACGGAAAGGUUGGCGCUUCUGUGGAUGAUACUACACUUGUCAAAGGUGUUGUCGUCGAUAAGGAUAUGUCUCACCCUCAAAUGCCCCAUCGUAUAGAGGAUGCAAAACUUGCUAUUUUAACAUGUCCUUUUGAGCCUCCCAAGCCCAAGACCAAACAUAAGUUGGACAUCACAUCGGUCAGUGAGUUUGAAGCUCUACAGAAAUAUGAGAAAGAAAAGUUCGAAGAUAUGAUCAAACACGUGAAAGAUGCUGGAGCAAAUCUUGUUAUUUGUCAGUGGGGAUUCGAUGAUGAAGCUAAUCAUUUACUUUUGCAGAAUGAUCUUCCUGCCGUACGUUGGGUGGGUGGACCAGAGAUUGAGUUAAUUGCCAUUGCUACUAAUGGACGUAUUGUUCCUCGCUUCGAAGAUCUUUCUACUGAAAAGCUCGGUAAGGCCGGUUUGGUUCGUGAAGUUGCUUUUGGCACUACUCGUGAUAAGAUUUUAGUAAUCGAACAGUGUGCGAAUACUCGUGCUGUGACCAUUUUUGUGCGUGGUAGUAAUAAGAUGAUUGUUGACGAAGCGAAACGCGCUCUUCAUGAUGCUUUGUGCGUUGUACGUAACUUGAUUCGUGAUAACCGCGUUGUGUAUGGAGGUGGUGCUGCAGAAGUCUCAUGUUCCUUGGCAGUCAAUCAGGAAGCAGAAAAAAUUCCUGGCAUUGAUCAAUAUUCUAUGCGUGCUUUUGCAGAUGCUUUGGAUACUGUUCCUUUGGCCCUGGCUGAAAAUAGUGGUUUAUCCUCUAUCGAAGCCUUGACCGCGGUUAAAGCACGUCAUGUUAAAGAAAACAACUCUCAUUUGGGUAUCGAUUGUCUUCAUACAGGAAACAAUAACAUGAGGGAGCAAUUCGUUAUUGACCCCCUUAUUGGCAAGAAGCAGCAAUUACUUUUGGCGACUCAACUUUGCAGAAUGGUUUUGAAGGUAAACGACAUAAUUGUUGCCGGUUCUAAAGACGAUGAGUACAAUUAAGAAUGAUACGUGGAUGGCUUAAAUGAGGUGUUCGGUUGACUCAAAAAAAAACUCUUUGAUAGUUUGGAAAUGAAUAACAUUGAAACUAAAGCUGCAAAAUGUAUAAAUAAAGUAUAUCAGUUGCCGUAGACAAUAAUAAGGAGACUAUUGUGAAAAACAAAGAUAUAAUCAGAGAAAAGUCUACAGCGGCCUGGAUCCCCAACAAGGCCCUCAGAUGUAACUACACUGGUCGGACAGAAACUGAUGUUUUCGUUUAGGUAUAGCGGUAGAAACACAUUAGUCAACCAGAUUCAAUGGUUCUGAGCCUACGCACUGUAUGCUAACGAAUAUAUUUCCUUUAAAAUCAAAGGAUUCCAUUCUAGUUAUAAGGAGCAAUUGAUUUUAUCUAUAAAAUUCAAUAAAAGUAACAAAAAAAUUCC
Molecule: messenger RNA, 2318 nt
Organism: Schizosaccharomyces cryophilus OY26
Lineage: Eukaryota; Fungi; Ascomycota; Schizosaccharomycetes; Schizosaccharomycetales; Schizosaccharomycetaceae
Product: chaperonin-containing T-complex epsilon subunit Cct5
Exons: 1
Coding region: 259-1899 (546 amino acids)
Biological process (GO): protein folding
Cellular component (GO): chaperonin-containing T-complex
Molecular function (GO): ATP-dependent protein folding chaperone; ATP binding; ATP hydrolysis activity
Source: RefSeq, a predicted model, not a curated record